AUGCCUCCACCCGGGUCUCCCUGGGAGAACCCCCGCAAGCAGGGCCCAGGAAGCGGAAUCAAUACCGCCGACCAGGCUUCCACUGAGAGUCCACGCUCAAGCAAGUAUGCAGAGCUAGUAGGCACGAACCCUAUCGCGAAUUUCCCUCAAACCUGGCCGUUCCGAUCGUUCACCCCUCCUGAGUGUAUCGACCUGAAGGAAAACGCCAAGCCCAACAAAGGAGCCAUAUUGGACAACAUGAAUUCGGAUGGUGUCUUGGAAGCAGGCACCUCCCUCAACAGCAAUCUCUCCGCUUUGGAUAAACCCACUGGGGCUAUCACAGCGAAACAACCUGAGGUUGAUGGUUCGAAGGGCAGUGGCGCCAUUGAAGCCCACAACACUAUGGCGUCGCUUUUUAGCCGCAUCAAGAAGCCCAUCCAACGUCUUCACAAGCCCUCGAAGCUCGAUAUUUCGUCUCCCGUGGCAUUGGAUUUCGCAAAGGCUUCGUCCGACUUCAAGGAAGUGUACACUGGAGCCCUCAAGUUGGAUGAACUACAAGCGGAAGCUCUCGGUAUUUUUGAUAAAAUCACUGGUUCAGAUGCCCCUGGUCUCGAUGAAGAGGUCACUGGCUUGGAUCCUCAUGUUCCUGAGGAUAAGUUCCAUGGUUUGGAUGCUCAUGGUCUUAAUAAAACCACUGGUUCAGAUACCCCUGGUCUCGACGAAGAGGUCACCGGCUUGGAUCCUCAUGUUCCCGAGGAUAAGUUCCAUGGUUUGGAGGCCCCUGAUCGCGAGGACAAGGUAAGCUGCGAUUCCAAGGUACUCCAUCAUAUCAGCCCAGAUCAUAUCCUGACUAAAUUCCAGUUUCAUGAUGAUUCUACCUCUGAGAAGACCCUGCUUCCAGUCUCUUCUCAAGAAGAAACCGAAGAGUCCUUGAGCAGUCUCGUUGAGGAGUUGGUCGCUGAAGAGGGCGAAGAAUAUGUCGUCCCUGAUCUAGCUCGUCACUCCGAUGCAGGCAAGAAGUACCCCGCCUACAUGAUCGAGACCGAUUUCCACAAGGGCCUCACCGAUGAAGAGGUGCUUGAGCGCCGCAAGAACCAUGGAAGCAACGUCAUGACACAGGACAAGGUCAAUCACUGGCUUCAGUUUCUGAUGUUCUUUGUCGGUCCAAUUCAAUUUGUGAUGGAGACUGCUAUCGUUCUGGCUGCUGCUUUGCGGGACUGGAUUAACUGCGGUGUCAUUGGCUUCCUUCUUCUUUUGAAUGCGAUCGUUGGAUUCGUUCAGGAGUUCCAUGCCGGCAACAUUGUUGCAAGUUUGAAGAAAACCCUCUCUCUCAAAGCCGUGGUUCUCCGCAACAGGAUUCUCAAAGAUAUCGAUGCAGAGGAUGUCGUUAUUGGGGAUAUCGUUUAUCUUGAAGAUGGAUCGAUUGUUCCAGCUGAUGGUAAAAUUCUUGGCCUAGACGGUCAGCCAGGCGUUAUGCAGGUGGACCAGUCCAGUAUUACCGGAGAAUCCCUUGCAGUGGAUAAGCACAAAGGGGAUCCUGUCUAUGCAUCCUCUGUUGUGAAACGUGGGGCUGGGUAUAUGGUUGUGACGGCAAUCGGCGACGAAACCUUUGUUGGCACAGCUGCAGUCCUGGUCAAAAAGGCUGCGCAUGUUCCUGGGCACUUCACUAUUGUCCUCAACCGAAUGGGCCGAGCUCUUCUGUACCUGGUCAUCUUCACGAUUCUUGCUGUUUGGGUUGCCGGUUUUUACCGCUCUUCUCUGAUUGUUCAAAUCUUGGAGCAAACCCUGGCAAUCACUGUUGCUGGUGUCCCGGUCGGACUUCCUACAGUUGUCACCACAACCAUGGCUGUUGGUGCAUCGCGUCUGGCGGCGGAUUGCAAAGCAAUCGUACAGAAGCUUUCAGCCAUUGAGUCUCUGGCGGGGGUCCAGAUCAUCUGCUCGGACAAAACAGGAACACUGACUCGAAAUGUCUUGACCCUUGGGGAACCAUGGCUCGUCGUUGGAUUCACCCCAUAUGAACUGAUGCUGACUGCCUGCCUUGCGGCUAAUCGUAAGAAAGGAGGGAUUGAUGCCAUUGACAAGGUUUUCUUGAAGGGCCUUUGUCAAUACCCCACCGUCAAACCCGAGAUCCUCUCGUACAAGACACUGGAGUUUACUUCGUUUGAUCCGGUUUCGAAAAGAGUCACCGCGGUUGUUGAGUCAAAGUCGGGCGAGAAAAUGCUCUGUAUCAAAGGUGCCCCCACGGCUGUUUUGACCAUGGUGCAGAAAGACACGGUCCUGAGUGAUAAGUUGGUGGAUCAGUACAAGGCCAAGGUUCUUGAGUUUGCCAAUCGUGGGUUCCGCUCUCUGGGCAUUGCUCGUAAGCGUGAAGGCGAGGAUUGGCAGAUUAUGGGUAUCAUGCCGUGCUAUGAUCCUCCCCGCCACGAUGCUGCUCAAACAAUCGCCGAUGCAAAAUCUCUGGGUCUGUCUUUCAAAAUGCUCACUGGCGACUCUGUAGCCAUCGCCCGAGAGACAUGUGCUUCCCUUGGACUUGGAACCAACAUUUAUAAUGCUGAGCGUCUCGGGGUCACUGGUGCCGGCUCUAUGCCUGGAUCCGAAGUAGCUGACUUCGUUGAAGCUGCCGACGGAUUCGCUGAAGUGUUUCCUCAGCACAAAUACAACGUGGUUUCGAUUCUGCAAGACCGCGGAUAUCUGGUUGCCAUGACUGGUGAUGGUGUGAACGAUGCCCCUUCCCUGAAGAAAGCCGAUACCGGUAUUGCAGUCGAGGGUGCAUCGGAUGCGGCUCGGUCUGCUGCCGACAUUGUCUUUCUGGAGUCCGGCCUGUCUUCCAUAAUCGAGUCCACCAAGACUUCUCGCAUGAUCUUCCAGCGCAUUUAUUCGUAUGUGGUUUACCGUGUCGCCCUCUCAAUCCAUCUGACUUGCUUUUUCGCGAUUCAAAUCUUCGUUCUCAACACCACCUUGGAUAUUCGGAUGAUCGUCUUCUUCGCCAUUUUUGCUGACAUUGCAACUCUGGCAAUUGCGUAUGACAACGCCACUUACUCGCCGCACCCGGUCACAUGGAACCUUCCGAGGCUCUGGGGUGAAUCCGUUGUUCUGGGCGUCGCGUUGGCCAUAGGCAGCUGGAUCACCUAUACCACAAUGUUGAUGAGCAACACACGCGGUGGAAUUGUACAGGAAAAUGGCCCUCUUUCUCGGGGACUUCGGGAUGAGGUUAUGUUUUUGCAAAUUUCUCUUGCCGAAAGUUGGUUGAUCCUUAUCACUCGGGCAUCUGGGGCAGGCUCCCGGGCUUUGUUUGUCAGAGCGCCGUCGGUCAUUCUCUGUGCUUCAAUCCUCGCUGUCAAUCUGGCUGCCAGUUUGAUGGCUGCAUACGGCGUAUUUGGUGAGAGUGUCUCACUGUGGACAUGUCUUCGUGUUUGGGGGAUUUCGGUCGGAGUAACUUGCGUCAUCGCCAUGGUGUACGUCUUGUUGCACAACUCCGAAGCAUUUGACAAUCUCAUGCACGGCAGAUUCUCGGGACGCAAGGCUAAAAAGCGCUCGUCUGAGGACUUCGGUCUCAACAUGCAGCGCAUGGCUAACGCGCACGAGGUCUCUUAA
Molecule: messenger RNA, 3573 nt
Organism: Penicillium salamii
Lineage: Eukaryota; Fungi; Ascomycota; Eurotiomycetes; Eurotiales; Aspergillaceae
Source: the annotation of a GenBank genome assembly